CCAUACAUCCAUAGCUCCAGAGAGAGAGAGAGAGAGAGAGAGAGAGACGAGGGUACUGCUUCCACGCCUGCACCUCUUCUGUUGCUUCAACUCCAUCAACCCAUCCAGGGGAAAGGAGAGGACAAAAGGAAACCAGAGAAGAAGAGAGGAGGGGAAGAGAAGAUGAGGAAAAUAUAGGAGAGAGAAGAAGAAGGAGAUGGAGAAGUGCCCUGUGAGAUUGUAGGAAUGCAUUAAUCCCACUACAAAUAACUAUUACCUUCCUGUAGUUGGACACAUACAAACAAAACAAAUCCCCAAAAUAUAAAGCCAAAGUACUAUUCUCAAAAACCAACUCAAAGGGGAGGGGGAGGGAGAGAGAGAGAGAGAGAGAGGAGAGAAGAAGGUGGUAGGAGUUGUGAGUUGGGGGCUAGAGGGGCUUUGUAUGUGGUGGGAGAGGUAUUAGAUGAGGGGGAUGCCCUUUAGUCUCCAAGAGGAGGGGGGCUUGGAAGUCUUAAUAGAAGGGGAAGAGGAAAAGAGCCUCUUUUGGGGCAGCGGCGGCGGUUGUGGGAACAAUAAGCGGCGGAAGGGACUGCCGGAGCGGUUGGAGCCUCGGUCGGUUCUGGAUAAUAGAAGGAGCCCGAGCCCUCCAACGUCCACCUCCACCCUGUCUUCCUCUCUGGGAGGCGGCGGCGCUUCCUCCGACACCGCCGGCGUGGCGGCGGUCUCUGAAAACCCCGGUCCCCGCAAAUGGCCUGCCGCCGCCGCGUCCGUCUCCGCCGCCAACCCUUCGGCGGAGGAGGCCCGGAAGGAGGAGUGGGCGGCGGAACUCCAGGCCUUCCCAGCCGCUUCCCUUGAGGGCGGCGGCGAUAAGUGCGGCGGCGUUGGCCUCGGCGCUGUGGAGGAUUGGGAGGUGAUGUUCUCCGAAUCCGCCGCCUCCCCCGGGCAGGAGCAGACGUUCCUCCGGUGGCUCAUGGGCGACAUUGACGACCCCACCGGGCUCAAGCACCACCAGAUUCCCCCACCGGAGCUCGACGGAGGCGGCACUGCUGGUGGCGCCUUCGGCCCCGUCGAUCCAGGCUUCCGCCUUGACCCCAUCGGCAGUCUCGGCGGCGGGGGAGCGGCGGCCUCGAUCUCCGCCUCCAGUCCUUCUCCAUUGGCAUCUUCUGUUACCUCCGCCGGUGUGUUCGGCCCCAGUAGCAGCAGGAGCAGCAGCGUCGUCAAAGCUCCGACCUUUGGGGUCGCGAACCCGCCGAACUCUACUGUCUUCCCUCCGGCGCCGGCGAAUAGCCUUUCUCUGCCGCUCUCGCUGCCGCCGGGCGUCUUCUACCAGGAGCCCGUGGAGGAGAAGCCGCCCCUCUUCGGCCCGAGCCUCCUCGUAAGCCAGUACCAGCAAUCCCAGGCACCUCAGAACCCGGCGUUCUUCCUCCCCCUCCCCCAAUUCGACGCCCAGCCGCCGGCCCACCUUCUCCCGCCCCAGCCAAAGCGCCACCACCCCCUCUCCGUCGAUCAGAUGGCCCCGAAGCCCCCCUUCUCCGACUCAGCCGGCCCCGACUUCUUCCUCCGACGCGUGCAGCCCCAGCCGCAGGCCUUCCCACCGCUUAAUGUCGCUCCUUUGUACCUCCAGCAGUACCCUAAGGUGGCCUCCGGUGGCGAGGCGGCGGCGGAGCAGCUCUUCAGGGCAGCGGAGCUUGUCGAGGCCGGGAACACCGUUAGCGCCCGUGGGAUAUUGGCGCGGCUCAAUCACCAGCUAUCCUCCCCCAUGGGGAAGCCCCUCCUCCGCUCCGUCUUCUACUUCAAGGAGGCCCUCCAACUCCUCACCUCCACCGACGCUCCGCACCCCCUUCCCCCUCCCUCCCCUCUCGCCACCCCUCUCGACGUCGUCCUCAAGCUCGGCACCGUCAAGGCCUUCUCCGACGUCUCCCCUGUCCUCCAGUUCACCAACUUCACCUCCGUCCAGGCCCUCCUCGAGGAGCUCGGCACCGCCCCCCGAAUCCACGUUGUUGACUUCGACAUCGGCGUCGGCGGCCAGUGGUCCGCCUUCAUGCAGGAGCUCUCCCAGCGCCGCUGCACCGCCGCCGGCGCCUCCUCCCCUUUCUUAAAAAUCACAGCUUUCGCCUCCUGCCGCUCCCACCACCCCCUCGAGCUCCACCUCACCUGCGAGAACCUCUCCCACUUCGCCGCCAACCUCAACAUCCCCUUCGAAUUCAAUGUCCUCAGCCUGGACCCCUUCGACCCCUCGCUGCUCCUCAGCCUAUCCUCCAGCAGCGUCGACGAAGCCAUUGCCGUCAACCUCCCCAUCGGCUCCGCUGUCCACCCGCCCGCCCCGACCCUCCUCCGCCUCGUCAGGCAGCUCUCUCCGAAGAUUGUCAUCUCCGUCGACCACGGCGGCGACCGCAGCGACCUGCCCUUCGCCCGCCACUUCGCGCAUGCUUUCCAGUCCUGCACCAUCCUCCUGGACUCCAUCGAUGCGGCGGGCACCGACCUGGAGCUGGCCAACAAGAUCGAGCGCUUCCUGGUGCAGCCGAGGAUUGAGAAUGCCGUGCUGGGCCGCCACCGGACUGCCGACAAGAUGCUCCCCUGGCGGGCACUCUUCGCCUCGGCCAGCUUCGUGCCGGUGCAGUUCAGCAACUUUACCGAGACGCAGGCCGAGUGCCUCCUGAAGAGGGUGCAGGUGAGGGGAUUCCAUGUGGAGAAGCGCCAGGCGUCGCUCUCCCUCUGCUGGCAGCGAGGGGAGCUUGUCUCGGUGUCAGCUUGGAGGUGCUGAAGGAGCUCCCUUCUCACAGGCAUGUCAUCAAACUCCAAUUAGUCUCAUUAUAUCUCACUCCUAGACCAAUUGCAACUUGUGGAUCUUCUAUGGUGGCAACCUGUUUUGUUGUCGGAUUCGGUGCUGCCUUUCCUGUAAUUGCUCUUUACUCGAUUGCCAUGUGGCUUUAGAUGCAAUUCAACAGACUGGGUGGUCUGGUACAGUUUUAGUUUCGCCUUCUUGUUAUUUGCGUAGUAAUGUUUAUGGUGUGUUAUGUAUCUGAGAAGCAGUUCUUGCUUCUGCUUAAUGUGGAUGUACACUUGACCUGAAGGAUAACAAUUGGCCAAGGAGUUUAACAUCGUAGAAAAACUUGAAUUAACUUGCAAAUUGUGGAUGC
Messenger RNA from Phoenix dactylifera (date palm), 3119 nucleotides. RefSeq lists its product as uncharacterized. The record is from RefSeq and is a predicted model, not a curated record. Lineage: Eukaryota; Viridiplantae; Streptophyta; Magnoliopsida; Arecales; Arecaceae.